Molecule: messenger RNA, 525 nt
Organism: Entrophospora sp. SA101
Lineage: Eukaryota; Fungi; Glomeromycota; Glomeromycetes; Entrophosporales; Entrophosporaceae
Source: the annotation of a GenBank genome assembly
AUGAGCAGGUUAAAUUUGCUUGAUAUUAGCAAUACUGACAUCGACAGUGGUUUAGAAUAUCUGCCUGAUAGAGUCAAUGAUUUUCGUUGUUUGGCAAAUAUAAAAAAAGAUGCCAGAUUAAGAUAUCAAGCUCGUCAACUCCUCAAAGCUGACUUUCUUCAAGCCAAAGACCAACAAAUUCAAAAAUUAGAAGAGGAACUUCAACUAGAAAGAGAAACUAAUCAAGAAAGUGCUGAAAUUAUGGAUGACUUUUACCGAAUGGCUCCUCCCCGAGAAGAUUUAGCUCUAAAAAACAUUUUAGAAAAGAUUAGCGAAGAUUAUUUAGAACUUAGCUUAGAGAAUAGGGAAUUAAAGAAAGAAAAUGAAAAAUUACGUGAAAAUUUAGAGUUAAUAAAAGAAUUAGCCGAAGCAAAAAUUGAUGAGCAACAAACUCAGAUUAGUCAGCAAAGUCAGCAACUUCAAGCCAAAAUUCAAGAAGUUCCUAAAAAAUUUAGUUUCUUUGGCAAGUUCAAGAAAAAUAAUUAA